This is a messenger RNA of Cottoperca gobio, 2218 nucleotides long. RefSeq names its product FA complementation group G (gene fancg). Gene Ontology annotation, cellular component: Fanconi anaemia nuclear complex. NCBI's taxonomy places the organism in Eukaryota, Metazoa, Chordata, Actinopteri, Perciformes, Bovichtidae. Gene Ontology annotation, biological process: interstrand cross-link repair. The transcript has 14 exons. The record is from RefSeq and is a predicted model, not a curated record. Gene Ontology annotation, molecular function: protein binding. The coding region runs from base 32 to 1927 and encodes 631 amino acids.
GGAAAGUUCAAACAAAACACAAAGCGAUGUAAUGUCUAAUAAAAUGUAUCAAACACAUUCUUUAUUAGAUAUAUGGAUCCAGGAAAACAACGAGUUAGUAAACAAAUGGAAGCAGCAAGAAGGAGGCGAUGCCUUGAGCCGACACCCGAGCCAGAACCAAACCCAUCUGCGAUUGUGUUCCUCUGAGUUUAACAAACUUUUAAGGAAAAUCCAAGGUAUCCCUCCUCUUGCAGAUCACACACAGUUGGAGCUGACAGUGGUGUACAAUGCCUGUGUGUGCUCCAUGGCUCAGUCUCAAUUCUCAGAAGCUCAGCUGCUCCUCCAACAAGCCACAGAGAGAGUUCUACAGAUGACAGGGGACGACCCUGUUGCUUCAGACCCUACUGGGUUUUGGAGAACGGUUCUCAAAUCAGUGGGAAACACAGCUUUGACUCCCUGUGUGCUGUCCCUCCUCUGUCUGCAGUGGGCAAUAUGGCUGUCCACCUGCCAGCUGAAAACUAUACAGGAAUUUCAGGAUGAGCUGUUCUCUGUGUUUGAGACACUCUCUACCGGAGUGUGGGAUGAGGGGAGGAGAGAGCCAAGGGGAAAGUCCUCUGACAUUCCUCUACUGGUGAUGGACCCAAGAAGGCUUGUUGAAUUAUUGCAGAUCUGUACUUUGAUUGCCCAAGGUGCCGAAAGAUUGAGUGAGGGUCGGAGUUCAGAAGCGCUGUCUGGUCUGCAGUCAGCUUUCUCCUUGCCUGCUCCCAGAACUCUAAUAGCAUACACACACCUCCUCUCAGGCUCUUGCCUGGCCCACAUGAGCCGCCCUCAGAUGGCAUUGCAGUGUUACAGGAAGGCACUUGAAACAGAUUCCCAGUGUGUGUGUGCUCUGUACCAGAGCAUGCUUAUUUACAGACAGCUUGGCAACACACAGGCUGAGAUACAAGCUCUUCGUUUGCUGCACUCUACUCUGACGUUGCCCUCUGCCACAGAGCCCGCUCUGGCUGGUACUCAUCUCCUCUCCCCGUCCUUACUGCUUUGCAGCCGAUCACUGAGCAGCCUGCUCUCAGUUCCCUCUGCCCUCUCUGUCCUUCACAAUCUGGCCCUCAAUUGUGUGCUCCAUGGGAGGCUGUCAGAGGGUGUGGAAUAUUAUUUGGACCUGCUGGCUGCUCUUCACUCAGAAGAUCAACAUGGAGUGCACGCUGAGGGCCCUCCCCUCCCCAGGUUGCCCGAGCUUUACCUACAGGCUGGCGCUGCCUUGCUCAUGGCCCGACGGCCCGCUGAUUGCAUGGCGCUGUGCGAUGAAGUCAUCACUACAACGCUGGAGCUGCUGCCAGAGAAAGUGGUGUUGGAAGAGCCAGAGGAGGAGUGUGAGGCUGAGACCAAGGCUCUGAGUGCAGGGGGUGAAGAUGAGAAGGUGCGGAUGCUGCUCUGGGCCGGGGCGGCCUACCUCCUCCAGGGUCACUGCUACACUCACCUGAAGGACUGGAAACCAGCUGUGACUCACUACACAAGGUGUUUCAACCUGCUGGUGAAGGUGCGCUUUAAAAAGAGAGGUUUACAACCACAGAUUCCCAGUGCAGAUGUUGUUGGCAAGCAGGGAACUGAUCUGUGUAUCCUCCAGAGGCUGAAGGGGCUUUCACUAGCUGGUAGGGGCAUCAGCUUCACCCAAACAGACCAACUGAGAGAGGCACUCAGAGACCUACAGCUCAGCAUGCAGGCAUUACCAGAGUGUGCCGGUGCAGGGCUGUGGUGUGGUGAGGUGCUGUGGAGGCUUGGCAGGAGAAGAGAGGCAGCAGCUUGUUGGGAAAAGACUUGGAGCUUCACCCCACAACCCUCAGUAGAGAGUCUAUCUGUUUACCUACAGGAACCCCAGUCUGGCCCUCUGUUGGACUCCAUGGAACUGCGCCGCAGAAUACAGGAACUUGGUCCUACAUCGUCAGCCUAGAGAAAGACAAAAGAAGAAUACCCUAUCACUUACUGACUGAACAGGAUCAACUUUCUCUGCCCUGUGAACUGAAACCCAUACCCUCAACAAACAUAUAUCUGCUUGGACAGUAAAAAUAAAGCAUCUUGAAAGGGCUUACAGUGUUUCAGACUGAGAACACGGUGUGGGUGGUAAACCUGGCAGGUGGUUUAUGCAUGAUAUGAAGAUUACUUGAGAUACUGUCGUUUGGUCACUGAGGUUCUGAACUGGCUUGUAGGAAAUAAAAUGGGUAUUUUUGCCUGGCAAGACUAA